Molecule: messenger RNA, 213 nt
Organism: Linum tenue
Lineage: Eukaryota; Viridiplantae; Streptophyta; Magnoliopsida; Malpighiales; Linaceae
Source: the annotation of a GenBank genome assembly
AUGAGGAGGAUUGUCGGAGUUUCUGGCGGCGAGGAGGGAAGUUUGGAGAGUGGAUGGGUUGCUUGUUGGGUAUGUUCAGCGGUCGGAGACAGGGAGACUGACCCACGCGGUGGUUCUGGGAGCUGGACACCUUGUUCCGACGGAUCAGCCGGUGAAUGCUCAGGCGAUGAUGGAAGGGUGGAUUCUGGAGACGGGGCCUUUUGCUGCUGGUAA